Arctia plantaginis is the source of this 258-nucleotide messenger RNA. Lineage: Eukaryota; Metazoa; Arthropoda; Insecta; Lepidoptera; Erebidae. The record is from the annotation of a GenBank genome assembly.
AUGCGGAAAUUAAAGGGUGAACAAAGACGAACAGAAAUAUGUAACCGGCACGUGGCGCGGCCCGUCCCUUCGUCAGCUAUAGCGUGGCCUUAUAGAUGGUUGUUUGCGCUCACAGAGUGCGGUGAACAGCGCUCACCGGCGGCGUGGUGGUGUGCGCGUGUGCGGACGGGCGGCGCACACUGUCGCGCGCACGCACACUCGCCAACGUGUACGGAUGUCUGGCAGGAGCUGGAUGCGAGAAGCCCAAAAUCGAUCUAA